Molecule: messenger RNA, 4428 nt
Organism: Dromiciops gliroides (monito del monte)
Lineage: Eukaryota; Metazoa; Chordata; Mammalia; Microbiotheria; Microbiotheriidae
Product: zinc finger protein 2 homolog
Exons: 9
Coding region: 1718-4108 (796 amino acids)
Biological process (GO): regulation of DNA-templated transcription
Molecular function (GO): DNA-binding transcription factor activity, RNA polymerase II-specific; RNA polymerase II cis-regulatory region sequence-specific DNA binding
Source: RefSeq, a predicted model, not a curated record
UGUGAAAUGCCAGGAUGGAUGAAUCAAAAGCCAAAAUUAAGGUUGCUGGGAGAAAUAUCAAUAAUCUUAGAUAUGCCAGUGGCACUGGUCUUCUGGCAGAGAGUGAAGAAGAAUUAAGAACCUUUUGAUGAGAGUAAAGGAGGAGAAUGUCAAAGCUGGUUUGAAGCUUAACUUAAAAGGAAAACAAAACCAAACAAAGGUCUUGGGAAUUGGUCCCAUUACUUCCUGGCAAAUGGAGGGAGAAGCAAUGGAAGCAGUGUCAGAGUGUAUGUUCUUGGAGUCAGAGAUCUCUGCAGAAAAUGACUGUAAUCAUGGAAUUACAUGAUGCUUGCUCCUUGAAAAGACAGCUAUGCUAAAUCUGCACUGCAUACUAAAAAGCCAAGAUAUCAUCUUGCUGAUAAAGUUCUGUAUGGCCAAAGGUUUGGUUUUUCCAUCUGGUUUUGAGAGUUGGAUUAUAAAGAAAGCUGAGCACUGCAGAAUUGACAUUUUUGAAUUGUGUGCUAGAGAAGACGUUUGAGAGUCCCUUGGCCACAUAGGAGAUCAGUUUAUUCCAUAAAUAAAUUUAUCUAAGCUCUUCACUGGAAGGUCACAUACUGAAGCUGAAGUGUAAAUACUUGAGCCACAUAGGAGAUGGGACUCACUGGAAAAACAACACCCAACAACCCUUAAGUUGGGAAAGAUUGAAGGCAAAAGGAAAAGAGGUUGGCAGAGAAUGAAAUGGAUAGAUAGUCACAUGGAAACAACAUGAUCUUGGACAGACUUUGAGAGACAGAGGAGGAUUGAAGGGCCUGGGAUGUUCCAUAGAGUCAUGAAGAGUUAGACAUGAUUGAACAACUGAACCACCAACACCCAACAAACAGAUAAAGAGGUUCAGGCAGGAAUACAGUAACUGACUUGCCAAGGGUCACGCAGCUAGUCAGUGUCAGACUUUAUAAGGUCUUCUGGCUCCAGACUCACAACUUUAUCCUCUGAGCUACCUAUGUACCCGAAGAAAUCAUUCCUGAAAUAAAUGUCCAACAGAUUCCAAAAUAUAAAUAUUAGGGCUUUUUGUUCCAGCAAAGAACUGGAAACAAACUGAGAUCCUCUGCCCUCUGGAAGCCAUCUCUGUGCAUGCAGUUCCUAGAAAUCCCUGCAGACCAGCCUCCUGCCCAGGAAGAGAGAGAAAAGGUGCCCCCCCCUCUGGGAUUCUUCUCAGCUGAGCCUGCAGAAGACCUAGGCCUGGUCUAAGGAGAGAGAGCCCGGAGCCAGAGGGAAUGGCCCCUGGGAGCCACAGACCCCCACCCCAGGUCAGCAAGAAUCCUGGAAGAUCAGAGGUCACGAGGUCCCGAGGUUGACAGAGGGAGAGGUGGAAGUGAAGCGUGUUGCGUGGCUUUCUGGGAAAUGGAGUCCCCGGUGCCGCGCAUGCCCAGGAGGCCAUGGGGGCGGGGCUGUUGAAAGGCUCCUGGCUCUCAGUCUUCUUCCCCAGCUUGGUGCUCAGCCCCCCGAGCUGCGUCCUCUCCUUCCUGCUCCCCUGAGACUCCCGUUCAGGGUGAGAUCUCUGUGCCUUCCCUGGACCUGAGAUCUCUCUGUUUUCUGACAGCCAGCUCUGCACAAGCAGGUGCCAGGUAGGCCAGUGUCCACCCCAGGAGGAAAACACAAAGACAAUGUCUCUCCCAUUCUGAGACCCUUCUCCCUCCCCAGGCCAGUUUGCAGACAACCAGAGCUGGAUCCAGAGAGGAUGGCCCCAGGGACCCAGAGACCCUCAUCCCAGGAGUUGGUGACAUACAAGGAUGUGGCUGUGGAUUUCACCCAGGAGGAGUGGCGCCUCUUGGACCAUCCUCAGAGAGAGCUGUACAAGGAGGUCAUGCUGGAGAAUGUCCAGAACCUGCUCUCUGUGGGACUUCCACUUUCUAGAGAAGAUUUGCGCUAUUGCUUCCAGGGAGGGGAAUCACCAAGGAUGGUAGAGCACAAAGGUCUGAGGAACUCCUGUCUAGGUGGAGAGACCAGUUUGGAAGGGAAGAAGAUGGGUACAAAGGUGAACAUUUCUGUGGAAGAAUUUGGCCAGCAUAGAUUUGAGAGUGAUGGUGCCUGUAACUUGAAUUUGAAAGAAAUCUGUGACUCUGAGACCAAGGUGGGUAACGGUAUCUUCGAGUUUGGUGAAAUUGAAAAAGAACUCAUACCGUCUUCAGUCUUAAAUAACAGUAAGAGAAGGACUUCAUGGAAUGAAUGUGUUCAGGACAGUGAAGAUAAUAAAGGGUUUCCUCAACAACUAGAGCCCUUUAAGGCCGUGGAGAAGUCUCUUCAAAUGCAAAUGUACAAAGGUAAUCAUCUGGAAAUGGCCUUGAAUUUGAAAUCUGAUCUCAUUAGACAUCAGAAAAGUGACAAAAGUGGGAAGGCCUUCAGUCUGAACUCUAAGUUCAUUACUCUUCAGAAAAUUCACAUUAUAAAGGAAUCUGUUGAAUAUAAUGAAUGUAACAAAACCUCAUCCCAUCAGUCUUAUCUUCCUUGCCAUGCUAGAUUUUGCCAUGGAAUGAAAAGAUAUGCAGUUCCUAGUUGUGGAAAGGCCUUUGGUUGGAACUCAGAUCUUGAUAAGCAUCAGAACAUUCACAUUGGAAAAAAGUUUUAUAAAUGUAAUCAGUGUGGAAAGACUUUCACACAGAGUUCCCAUCUUGCUGCACAUCAGAGAAUCCACACUGGAGAGAAACCUUAUGAAUGUAAUCAGAAUGGAAAAGCUUUCACACAGAGCUCUAGUCUUGCUAAGCAUGAGAGAAUGCACACUGGAAAGAAACCUUAUGAAUGUGAUCAUUGUGGAAAGGUUUUCACACAGAGCUGCAAUCUUGUUGUACAUCAGAGAAUCCACACUGGAGAGAAACCUUAUGAAUGUAAUCAGUGUGGAAAGGCUUUCAAAGUAAACUCCCGUCUUGCUGCACAUCAGAGAAUCCACAGUGGAGAGAAACCUUAUAAAUGUAUUCAGUGUGGAAAGGCUUUCACAGUGAGCUCCAGUCUUGCUAAGCAUGUGAAAAUGCACACCAGAAAGAAACUUUAUGAAUGUGAUCAGUGUGGAAAGGCUUUCCCACAGAGGUCCAGUCUUGCUGUACAUCAGAGAAUCCACACUGGAGAGAAACCUUAUGAAUGUAAUCAAUGUGGAAAGGCUUUCACACAGAGCUCCAAUCUUGUUGCACAUCAGAGAAUCCACAGUGGAGAGAAACCUUAUAAAUGUAUUCAGUGUGGAAAGGCUUUCACAGUGAGCUCCAGUCUUGCUAAGCAUGUGAAAGUGCAUACCAGAAAGAAACUUUAUGAAUGUAAUCAGUGUGGCAAGGCUUUCCCACAGAGGUCCAAUCUUGCUGUACAUCAAAGAAUCCACACUGGAGAGAAACCUUAUGAAUGUAAUCAGUGUGGGAAGGCUUUCACACAGAGCUCCAAUCUUGUUGCACAUCAGAGAAUCCACACUGGAGAGAAACCUUAUGAAUGUAAUCAGUGUGGAAAGGGUUUCACAGUGAUCUGCAGUCUUGCUGCACAUCAGAGAAUCCACACUGGAGAGAAACCUUAUGAAUGUAAUCAGUGUGGAAAGACUUUCACAGCGGAAUCCCAACUCGUUGUACAUCAGAGAAUCCAUACUGGAGAGAAACCUUAUGAAUGUAAUCAGUGUGGAAAGGCUUUCACAGUAAACUCCCAUCUUGUUGCUCAUCAGAGAAUCCACACUGGAGAGAAACCUUAUGAAUGUAAUCAGUGUGGAAAGGCUUUUAAAGUGAGUUCCAAUCUUGCUGCACAUCACAGAAUCCACACUGGAGAGAAACCUUAUGAAUGUUAUCAGUGUGGAAAGGCUUUCAGAAUGAACUCCAAUCUUGCUAAGCAUCAGAGAAUCCACACUGGAGAGAAACCUUAUGAAUGUAAUGAGUGUGGAAAGGCUUUCAAAAUGAACUCCAAUCUUGCUAAGCAUCAGAGAAUCCACACUGGAGAGAAACCUUAUGAAUGUUAUCAGUGUGGAAAGGCUUUCAAAGAUAGCUCCCAUCUUGCUGUACAUCAGAGAAUCCACACUGGAGAGAAACCCUAUGAAUGUAAUCAGUGUGGAAAGGCUUUCACACAGAGUUCCAGUCUUGCUGUUCAUCAGAGAAUCCACAAUGGAUAGAAACCUUAUGAAUGUUAUCAGUGUGGAAAGACUUUCACAGAGAGUUCCAGUCUUGCUAAGCAUGAGAUAAUCCACAUUGGAGAGAAAUCUUAUUAAUGUUAUCAGUGUGGAAAGGCUUUCACAGAAAGUUCCAGUCUUGCUAAGCAUGUGAGAAUCCACACUGGAGGAAACCUUAUGAAUGUAAUCAAAAUGGAAAGGCAUUCACACGGAGUUCCAGUCUUGCUAAGCAUGAGAGACUCCAUACUGGAGAGAAACCUUAUGAAUGUUAUCAGUGUGGAAAGUCUUUCACAGAAAGUUCCAGUCUUGCUAAGCAUCAGAGA